GUUGCAUCCUUGUAAUUUUCCCGUAUACCUCAAGCAAAUCUUUCUCAAUAUCGGAAAAUGAACUCUCUCGAUAAACAUAAUAAGACGAACUGCAGCGCAGAAGACGUUGAUUUUAGUUGUGGUGGAGUUUCAUUUACCUAUACCUUGAUAGCAGCAAAGACAAUUUUGUCAUUGGUCGGUGUUUUUACAAACAUUUUGUUUGUUUUUGUGCUCAGAAAGUCUUUCAUAAUGGAACGUCCUAUGAAUUUGUUGUUGAUAAGCAAUGCUGUAGCUGAAGUCAUCCAUCUCAUUUCUUUUGAAUCCGAAACAGUACUUUUCCUGUCAAUGCAAGCUGAAGUUUUUAGGUUUUCCCAAGUAAUGUUUGUCAAAUUACAAAACUCCCUUUGCCUUGUCAAUGUUGGACCAUAUACGGUCGCCAUCUUGAGUUUUGGACUUUUGGUGGUUGAAAAUUACAACGCUCUGUGUAACCCAAUGAAAAUCCAGCGAAAAUUAGACGAAAGAGACACUAAAUUCUACAUCAUUGCUAUAUGGUCACUAGCUACAAUGCUACUUCUACCAUUAUACAAUAUCCAAAAAACAGGUUUUGAAGAUAUUAGUUAUUUUCUUUACUACUUCUCAUUUAUAGUAAGUGUUACUUUCGUAAUGGCCAUCAUCAUCAUCUACUGCUAUGUAAGUAUUCUGCAGCAAAAUUUUUAUAUCUCCAAGUCAUCUAAAAGUCGGGAAGCAAAGGCUGAUCUAAAAUUAAACAGGUGGGCCAGGAGAAAUGUUCUAAAAAUGCUGUCUAGUAUGAUGCUUUUAAUUUAUGUGACAAAAUUUCCAGUUAUACUUUCUACCGUGCUCACAAUCUUCACAAACCAUAAAUGUGAAACACAUUGUUUGAUCUUUAAUAUAAAUCUAGUAGGACUUGCAUCUUCUUUUCUAUACCCGAUUAUUUGUUUAACAUUCAUUUCUGACUGUCGCCAUGAAAUCCUAAGAAUAAUACGCUGUCGUCCACAAAGACGAGUUGCAAGUGAAAAUAACAGGGUGUUCAUAAUUCAGUAAUUUAUUUCCUGAGUUGCACAAUUUAUCUAGUUUCGUAUGCGGUACAUGUGACCUGAUUGGAAACUGUGCACAUGUGUGUAACUUUAUGACGUUUCUAAAACUAAUAUCAAUGUCUUCGUAGUCAUAGACAUGAAAUACGGCUCUGGAUGAACAGGGCCUCAAAUUGAUAAGAUAUAUUUGUAAUUCAUAUUAUUAUAUACCGUAUAUGUUAAUUACAAGGCUGACCAGGCCACUAUAUAU
Xenia sp. Carnegie-2017 is the source of this 1281-nucleotide messenger RNA. RefSeq names its product growth hormone secretagogue receptor type 1-like. Gene Ontology annotation, molecular function: G protein-coupled receptor activity. Gene Ontology annotation, biological process: G protein-coupled receptor signaling pathway. The coding region runs from base 58 to 1041 and encodes 327 amino acids. Gene Ontology annotation, cellular component: membrane. The record is from RefSeq and is a predicted model, not a curated record. Lineage: Eukaryota; Metazoa; Cnidaria; Anthozoa; Malacalcyonacea; Xeniidae. The transcript has a single exon.